This is a messenger RNA of Suillus fuscotomentosus, 1908 nucleotides long. RefSeq lists its product as uncharacterized. Lineage: Eukaryota; Fungi; Basidiomycota; Agaricomycetes; Boletales; Suillaceae. The coding region runs from base 1 to 1908 and encodes 635 amino acids. The record is from RefSeq and is a predicted model, not a curated record. The transcript has 4 exons.
AUGUCUGACAUCCCACCAACCACACCAUUUAUCAAGCCUGACUGGGUGUCUGUUUGUGGUGAAUGUGGUGAUGAGCUGGCAUGGCGUGUGGUUAGUUCAAGCAAGAAUGACAACCGUGGGCGGUGGUAUGCUAUGUGCUCUAAGAAGACGCCUGCAGGAAAACCUGAGUUCUUUCGGUGGGGGUCUCCAAAGUCUUCACCAAACCAAUCUCCCCCCAACUUAUCACCGACUUUGCAUUCUGGCUCAUUGCCACCUGUGGCAGGCACAAGUCUCAUUCCUGAGUCUCAUGUGUCUCAUGCUCAGGAUGCCAGCUCCAAUACUCACCAUUGCGCUAUUCCUGGCUGCAAGUCAAGCCGUGUUGCUGUCAGUUGCAAACAUGAAUGCUGCCGCAAGCAUUGUCUUGCUUUUGGCGGGUGCCGCCUCAAGAAGCAUAAGCUAUCUCCAGCUGAAUGUCAAUGCUUUGCUGCCAUUGAUCCUGCAUUAUUGGUAGUCCCACCAAAUCCUCACCACCGUAAUUCAAUGACUCCAUCUGAAACCCCGGAUUCAAUUCAACCCACCCCAGACCUAGAGACGUGUGCUCCUACCCCAAUCCUAACCCAUGAAACCCCUUACACCACCCUUCCGCCAGCAUCUGUGACUCCUGCAGCCAGUCGAGAAUCCUCUGCUGGACCAUCCAACCUUCCUGUCACACGCACCAAGAAGGGUAAAGCUCGUGCUGUCGAAGAUGUUGAUAUGCUUGCAAAUUCUCGCCAUCCGUCACAACUUCCACCAGUCUUCACUCAACGAUAUGCUGAACAAGAGCUGCGUGACCUUGCAUGGUGUGCAGCCAACACCAUUUAUGCCUAUGGCUGGUCCAAGGAUGGCAAUCAGGCUGAGAUGUUCGAGGUCCAGAAUGGAUUUACCUAUCCCCAGCUCCAGAUGACUGCCUCCAUCCUUUCCGCUCUAGGCUUGACUGCUGGUGAGGACGGCUCCUCCAUGCUGCAGUACUAUAACACAGCAAGGAGCAGAUGGGUCAAUAUCAUCCAGGGCCAUGUCAUCACUCUCGACACACACCAUAUCUUCGUGUGCAAUGUUGGUGUCUCUGUCAUGCCCGACUUUGAUACGAUAUUUCAUGACUGUGCUGCCAGUGAAGCUGGUGCCCCGAACAUCCGAACCAAUCUCCAAGCCAAGCGUGCAUCUAUACGCCAUGCUAACAACCGUGAUCUAUUAAAGCUGGCGUCCUCGAAGAGACUAGCCUCGGUAAUUGAGGUCUCUAGCAGUUCAGAUGAUGAAGUCAUUGCCCCUGGCAAACACAAGACUGCUGCCCGCCAUCAGGACCAGCAUGGCCCUACCUGUCGUAUAUGUACCAAUACUGGUGGAUCAUCACACCCUCCUGCCAUCAAGGUGGAACACUCACUGGGCACCAUUGAGCUUACUUCAGAUGAAUCUGACGAUAGCCUUCUUACGACUGGUGGCUUAUUCCGUCUUCCUGUCAUGAAAACAGAACAACAUUCACUGGGCACCAUCGAACUCGCUUCAGAUGAAUCUGAUGAUGCUGUCACAACAUUGCCUACUGGUCUGACAGCUGGUGACCCCAUUGAUGUUGAUUCCUUUAUUCUCAAACGUACCUGGCCGAAAAGCUUCUAUACAUGCGAGGUCGCAGAUGUCUUCAAAGUUGCAGUGGUUGAUGAUGGGAGAAGCCUGAAGACAAAGUUUGAGGAAGUGUAUGGUCCUGAUGUGCGCUUCUAUGCAUCAACUUUCAGUGAUCACUUCAAGCGCUGGAAAGCUGCUUCCCCCUCAUCUCGUUCGGAGUUCAUUGAAGCAGGAAAGACAGAUGACGGUCUGUACUCGAAGUUUAUGAAGGCAAACCCUGCGCCAGGGGGGGAAGUCAAAGCUGCGAAGAAGCGCCUCACACGCCUGCGUGGCUAG